Drosophila albomicans is the source of this 1284-nucleotide messenger RNA. It is a transcript of the gene Spx, whose product is annotated as splicing factor 3B subunit 4. The record is from RefSeq and is a predicted model, not a curated record. The transcript has 2 exons. The coding region runs from base 104 to 1195 and encodes 363 amino acids. Gene Ontology annotation, cellular component: U12-type spliceosomal complex; nucleolus. NCBI's taxonomy places the organism in Eukaryota, Metazoa, Arthropoda, Insecta, Diptera, Drosophilidae. Gene Ontology annotation, biological process: positive regulation of mRNA splicing, via spliceosome. Gene Ontology annotation, molecular function: RNA binding.
CCUGUGGGCGAUAACAUUGAAACGCCGUGUUUGGAUUUUGUCGGCACACGACUGAAUAGUAGAAAUAAUUUUGUAAUUGUUAUUUAUUAUUUUGACUUGCAAAAUGGCUGCAGGUCCAAUUGCCGAACGCAAUCAAGAUGCCACCAUUUAUGCCGGCGGCCUGGACGACAAAGUGUCCGAGACAUUGCUUUGGGAACUGUUUGUUCAGGCGGGUCCAGUGGGUAAGCAAAAUGCAAACACAUUCGCAUUAUUGCGAAACAUUAGCUUAAUCUUUUUCACGACUCUUGCAGUCAACGUACACAUGCCCAAGGAUCGCGUCACACAGAUGCAUCAAGGCUACGGCUUUGUGGAAUUCCUGAGCGAGGAGGAUGCCGAUUAUGCGAUCAAAAUUAUGAACAUGAUCAAGUUGUAUGGCAAACCCAUACGUGUGAAUAAGGCGUCGGCGCAUCAAAAGAAUCUCGACGUCGGCGCCAACAUAUUCAUUGGCAAUCUGGACGUUGAAGUCGAUGAAAAGCUGCUCUACGAUACAUUCUCCGCCUUUGGUGUGAUACUGCAAACACCGAAAAUUAUGCGUGAUCCCGAGACGGGCAAAUCGAAGGGUUUUGCCUUCAUCAAUUUCGCCAGUUUCGAGGCCAGCGAUGCGGCCAACGAUGCCAUGAAUGGCCAAUAUCUAUGCAAUCGUCCCAUCUCCGUGUCGUAUGCGUUCAAAAAGGAUCACAAGGGCGAACGCCAUGGCUCCGCAGCGGAGCGUCUCUUGGCCGCACAAAAUCCCUCAGCGCAUGCGGAUCGUCCGCAUCAAUUGUUCGCCGAUGCGCCGGUGCAGAAUAUGAUGCCCGUAAUGCCGGGACAAAUGAUGCCGCCACCGAUGAUGGCACCGCCGCCGCCCGUGGUGCCCGUGUCCACGACCAACAUGAGUAUGAUUGCGCCACCGCCGCCUGUACCACAACCGACACCGUUCCCAGCAACCAUACCGCCACCUCCGUUGCCCCCCAUGGGCGGUGGACAACCGCCGCUGCCGCCAGCGAUGGGCAUUCCGCCACCGCCACGCAUGAUGCAGCCACCGAAUGCGUGGGCACCUCCCGGCAUGCCAGCGCCGCCGCCGCGUCCCCCGCCAACGAAUUGGCGUCCUCCGCCCGUUCCCUUUGCACCAGCGCCCUAUGCUCGUCCCUAUCAACCCGAUGGCUAUCAGUACUAAUGUCUCUUCCCAUCCCUGAAUCACAGACGCGCGCCUAGCAUGUAGUUAUACAAUUUUAGACGAUCCAAUAAAAAGAUGAAAACAAGAAA